This is a messenger RNA of Sclerotinia borealis F-4128, 735 nucleotides long. Lineage: Eukaryota; Fungi; Ascomycota; Leotiomycetes; Helotiales; Sclerotiniaceae. The record is from the annotation of a GenBank genome assembly.
AUGGGUUGGUUCGACGGCGCCUCGGAAUCAGGACGCUCGCACUCCUCUCGAAAGCAUUCCUCGCACUCGCAUUCGGGCAAAAAACAUCGUUCCUCCACCCACUCCACGCACUCCACGCACCCUAACAAUGCCUCUGGCAUCCUCGAAAGUAUCGGAGGAGGAGGAGGAAAUACAUCACCAAAAUCAAGCCACAGUCAUCGCGAGCGCUCCAGGAGUCGUACUCGAGGCUCUGGCAGCGUUUACGGCAGCGGUGAUGCGAAACAAAAUUCUAGUCGCGGUAGUUUCUUCGGCCCCAACUUCAACUCCCACUCCCACUCCACAUCCCACUACAAACGCUCUCCACGCCCCAACUACCUAAAACGCAUCUACCACAAACUGCGUCAGCUCCUACGCGAUCUCAUCUACUACAUGAAACGACACCCGAUGAAAGUAUUCAUGCUAGUUAUCAUGCCGCUGAUAACCGGGGGUGCGCUCGCGGGAUUAUUGAAGAAAUUUGGGGUGAGGCUACCUGGGGGCUUGGAGAAACUGAUUGGGGGUGGGAAGGGAGGGAAUGGGAAUGGCAGUGGAAAGAGUAGAUUUUGGGGAGGGAAUGGGGGGAGGGAUGCGGCGUAUGAGUUUGAGAAGAGUACUGGUAGUGUGAAGGGUAGCGGGGGUGCGAUGGGGAAAUUGGGUAUGCUGGCGGGGGGGAUGGAGAGUGUGGGGGGUGCGAUGAAGUUGGUGAAGUUGUUUCUUUGA